AUGAAUAUGCCCUCGUUAGAUCACAAAGAACACACGUCUCCCCUCUUGCUGGACGACUGUCCCUUCGAUGUCGAAUUUUAUGCGCUGUCGUUCCGAGAUGUCACAUACGAAGUCGUCGAAACCCCUCCUCAUCCGUCAAUCCGUCAUAAUCGCUCGCAAUUUUUAUUUCUAUACAAUGCGUCGGAAAGCAGGUCGACGGGAAAAGUCAAGGCUUCCCAGCUUUGGGGCAAGAACAAGGAGGAGUUGGCCAAGCAGCUCGGUGAGCUCAAGGCUGAACUCGGCCAGCUCCGCAUCCAGAAGGUUGCUUCUUCCGGCUCCAAGCUGAACAAGAUCCACGACCUGCGCAAGUCUAUCGCUCGUGUCUUGACCGUUACCAACGCCACUCAGCGCAACCAGCUCCGUCUUUUCUACAAGAAGAGCAAGUACCUGCCUCUCGACCUCCGCCCCAAGCAGACCCGUGCCAUCCGCCGCCGGUUAUCACCUGAGGACAAGGCCCGUGUUCUGGAGAAGACCAAGAAGCGCAACACUCACUUCCCCCAGCGCAAGUUCGCCAUCAAGUCAAGAACGAAAAGAUGA
Molecule: messenger RNA, 576 nt
Organism: Trichoderma asperellum CBS 433.97
Lineage: Eukaryota; Fungi; Ascomycota; Sordariomycetes; Hypocreales; Hypocreaceae
Source: RefSeq, a predicted model, not a curated record